AUGGAGUACAAGCACUUUAGCCACCAUCACAAAUUGAAGGUCCACCAAAUCACCGAAGGCCAAACCAUCCGCUGUUCUGGCUGCGAAAGGCUUUGCCAGAGCACACAUGUCGUUGGAUGCAGCCAAUGCAACUUCUUUCUCCAUACUCUUUGCUAUAGCGCUGAACGCUACGUCAAAAAACAUUCAUCAGAUCCUCAACACCCUCUUGUUCUGAUCCCCAAGCCAACUUACUGCAGUGGAUCAUUCAUCUGCAACAAAUGCGGAGAAACUGGCAGCUCGUUUUCUUACUGUUGUACGCUCUGUGAAAUUGAUCUUCAUCUUCAUUGCGCUUUCCUGCCUUUGAAGGCAAGUCACAAUUUACAUCAACACGAGCUGCAAUUGACAAAAUAUUCAGAGGGUCAAGGCCAGGAUGAGUUUUGUAAGGUCUGCAGCAAAUUGUUGAGCGCGAAGUAUUCUUUUUAUUCUUGUCACGCUUGUCAAUUUGAUGCGCACAUUUACUGUGUGGUCAAUGAGGUGAAACCAUUAGAAGGGGAUCAUGAUGCUUCUUCAGCUUCAGGAACGUCGUCUAAUACACUAACUGCAGAAGAGAUGGCUGUGGAGUUGUAUAAUCUUCAACUGCAGAUGGAAAUGACCAAUGCAUUUGCUCAGAUGAUCGCCUCAUUCAAACCUAUUAUCUGA
Daucus carota subsp. sativus is the source of this 678-nucleotide messenger RNA. Its product is annotated as protein VACUOLELESS GAMETOPHYTES. The coding region runs from base 1 to 678 and encodes 225 amino acids. The transcript has a single exon. The record is from RefSeq and is a predicted model, not a curated record. Lineage: Eukaryota; Viridiplantae; Streptophyta; Magnoliopsida; Apiales; Apiaceae.